Entamoeba histolytica HM-1:IMSS is the source of this 957-nucleotide messenger RNA. Its product is annotated as melanocyte prolifeating gene 1, putative. NCBI's taxonomy places the organism in Eukaryota, Evosea, Mastigamoebida, Endamoebidae. The record is from RefSeq and is a predicted model, not a curated record. The transcript has a single exon. Gene Ontology annotation, cellular component: nucleus; cytoplasm. Bases 1 to 957 code for a protein of 318 amino acids.
AUGAUUGGAGUACAUGCUAGUAAUUACCAUUGUGAUGAUGUUACUGGUACUAUUAUGUUAAAAUUCGUUAAAGAAUUCAAGGAUUGUAAAUUAAUUAGAACAUUAGAUAUGGAUAUUUUAAAUAAAUGUACUUUGGUUUUUGAUAUUGGUGGAGUUUAUAACCAUAAACUCAAACGAUAUGACCAUCACCAACGUGGAUUUAAAGAAACUUUUUCAUCAGCACAUAAUAUUUUAUUAUGUGGUUGUGGAUUAUUAUUUAAACAUUAUGGAAAUGAAAUUGUAAAAAAUAUUAUUGAAGAAUAUAAACAUGAAAUUAUCACAGAAGAUGUAGCAGAGAAAUUAAAGGUUCUUGUUUAUAAUUAUUUUGUUAUGCCAAUUGACGCUAAUGAUAAUGGUAUUGAUGUUUCUUAUGGAGAAUUAUUAUAUAAAGAUAACACUACUCUCUCUGCUCGUGUAGCUCAUUUAAAUGAAAUAAAACAACCAUUUGAAAAAGCACAAGAAUUAGUUCAACCAGAAUUUAUUGAAGCAGUAUUAACUUGUUACCAAAUUGUAUCACAACAUUUACCUUCUCUUCAACAAUGUUUUGAAACACGUUAUUCUGUUCAUCCAUCAGGAAAAAUCUUGGUAAAUACACAAGCGGUUCCAUGGAAAGAAUCAUUAAAUUUAUUAGAAAUAAUUGAAGAAUCUAAAACUGGAAAGAAAUGUGAAGUUUUAUAUGUUUUACAACCUGACCUUGGAAGAGGAACUCAAUGGAAAUGUACUGCUGUUUCUAAACCAUUUAGUUAUGGUUGUCUUAAAAAUUUCCCAGAACAAUGGAGGGGAUUAAGAAAUAAAGAAUUAGAAGAUGUAUGUGGAAUAAAAGGAAGUAUAUUUUGUCAUUCUUCUGGAUUUUUAGCAUGUAAUGAAACAUAUGAAGGAAUGUUACAAAUGGCAAUUACUUCAUUAGAAUCAAAUUAA